AAACCAGCCAAGAUUCGUCAAGAUGAAUGCAGAACCUGUUUCAACAAUCUAAUAAAUAUGUAGCAACAGCUCAGAACUCGGCGUGAGAACUUGCAUGCUAAUGCUCCUCCCCCGCUGAACAGCAACAUUGUGGGACCUUUUGGUGGAUGGGCACUCCAGAAGUGUGUGUGAACACUUCCGCAACAACCGUCACAGAGCUGUCAUUGCGGGAGAAUGAACAACGCGAAAUGUAGCAUAUAUCAGAAGCCUAAAGGACGAACGCGGAUUAUACAAUGUAUAUAUGUGGUGGGUUUCAUGGACCUGUUUGGUGUGAGCAUGAUCAUUCCUCUCCUCAGCCACCAUGUGAAGGCUCUGGGGGCCAGCCCGACCGUGGCUGGGAUCGUAGGCUCCACGUAUGGGAUCCUACAGCUGUUCUCGAGCACUAUAGUGGGCAGCUGGAGUGACGUGGUGGGGAGGCGGGACUCUCUGCUGACCUGUCUGCUGCUGAGCGCUCUGGGAUACGGCCUGCUGGGAAUGUCCUCGAGCAUCGCUCUGUUCGUACUGGCCAGGAUACCUGUGGGUCUGUUCAAGCACUCCCUGUCCAUCUGCAGAGCGGUGCUGUCGGACGUGGUGUCGGAGUCGGAGCGCCCCCUGGUGAUGGGCCACUUCAACGCGGCCUCCAGCGUGGGCUUCAUCCUGGGGCCCGUGGUGGGGGGCUACCUGACAGAGCACGAGGGGGGCUUCUACACCUCCUCCUUCACCUGCGCCGCCAUCUUCCUCCUCAACGCCGGUCUGGUGUGGAUGCUUCCCUGGAGCGAUGCACUCGCCCAACGCACCGACGCCAACUCCAACACCAGCGCCAGCAAGGCAUGCCACGACAACAACGGCACAAACUCAACACCGCACAACUGUUCCCACGGUAACAACCACCCCCUCGAGCCCGCGCCCGGGCUAGCGCCGGCGUCUCCCCGGAAGCUCCAGGCGCGGCGAGGCUGGAGGGAGGUGUCCCUGCUCCAGCCUGCCUGGACGCAGCUGUCCUCGGUGGGCUCCAAAAUCCGCACGGUGGCCUCCUCGGACAUGUGGGACCUGUUCCUGGUGCGCCUCCUCAUGGCGGUGGCCAUCAUGCUGUACUACAGCAACUUCUCCCUGGCUAUGGAGGAGCGCUUCUCCAUGCGGCCCAAGGUCACGGGGUACCUCAUCAGCUACAGCAGCACCCUGGGAGCCCUGGCCGGGUGCCUGGUGGGUCCCCUCACCCAGCUGUACGGCAACAACACGCCGGCCCUCCUCCUCCACUCCACCGUGCUCACCUGCUGCCUCAUCCUGCUCUACGCCGCCGCCGCCAGCGUGUGGAGCGUGGUGCUCAGCUCCACCUUCUUCGCCAUCUCCACCACCAUCGGGCGCACCUGCAUCACCGACCUGGAGCUGCGGAGGGGCGGGACCCACGCCAGCGGCACGCUGAUCGGGGCGGGGCAGUCGGUGACGGCGGUGGGGCGGGUCCUGGCGCCGCUGCUCUCCGGAUUGGCUCAGGAGUUCAGCCCCUGCGGCCCUCCCAGCCUGGGGGUGGGGCUAGCGAUGGCCGCCGUGGCCCUGCUAUUGGUCAGGAUACGCAAGUGGGACGGCAAGGGGAAGGGGAAGGAGGCCAAGCUCUGAGACGACGGAGGGAGAGAGAGAGAGUGAGGCGGAACGAGAGCGUAUGAAAGGAUGGCGUAUCGAUGCUAAACCAUCGCUCACUUAGGCGGGAGGAGUCUGGUUGGAGCGGUUGGACCACUGAAGACAGACUCUGGGGGUUGUUGAUUGGUCGUUUGAGUGUGAGGGGCUGUCGUCUUGGUCGUUUGUUGUUUUGUGAGUGUAAAAAGGGGGCGUGCCCCUUCUGUUACGUUGAUGUGAUGAUGUCACAAUAAGAGUGCUGUCCACCAGCACGGCAGAUCAAUCAGGGACGUUGUCUCAGACACGCAAACACACACACACACACGUGUUGCGUUACCCUGGCAACCUUAGAACACCCAGGCCUGCCCUGCAGCCCUCCGUCAGAGAGGGUGGAAAUCUAUAAUGACCUAAUAUGGUCAUGUUCACGUGGGAAUAUUCAAUGAGAAUAUUGGCUUUAUGUCUCUUGUCAGAGACAAUCAUGUUUAAGAGCAAAUGAUGUCUUAGGAUGUACAGUGGUCUUUAACUUCCUUAACCACUAUAGACUAACUGUACUCUACACACCAGGCACUAUGAGUCCCCAAAUAUGCACUUCAUCCACUUGUCGGCUCCCAAUCCCUUUAAGACAGGAGAGGAGAGCCUUCUGCUGUAGCCUCACAAUAGGAACAGGUCCAGGAUCAGGUCCAAUCUUGUCAGCUCUGGUGUAAACAAAGAAGAGGCUGGAAGAGAAACCGAUCUGAGCAUCCUCGACCCCUCGUCUCUCUGGGUCACAUGUUCAUGCUGUGCUGGAGGCUCCGCCCCCGGUCCUUGUUGCUCUGGGUUACGUUUACAUUCAGUUUGUUUUCUUACUUUUCUAGAUGUUAACAUCCAAUGUAGACCUCAUUAUGGUGACCUGUUAUUUGGCUAUUUGAGCUGUAAUACAGGGAAGUAAGUUUGUUUUCAGAUGUGGCCGAUAAAUGUAAUUUUCUUAAUGGUGCGGAGGACAGAUUUGCCGUUUUCCAAAAGUAUAAUGAAACCUUCUCCCCUGCUGUAAUCUCUAAACUGACUAUAUAUAUAUAUA
Hypomesus transpacificus is the source of this 2683-nucleotide messenger RNA. It is a transcript of the gene slc67a2, whose product is annotated as major facilitator superfamily domain containing 9. Gene Ontology annotation, molecular function: transmembrane transporter activity. The record is from RefSeq and is a predicted model, not a curated record. The transcript is spliced from 6 exons. Lineage: Eukaryota; Metazoa; Chordata; Actinopteri; Osmeriformes; Osmeridae. Gene Ontology annotation, biological process: transmembrane transport. Bases 214 to 1629 code for a protein of 471 amino acids.